CCCAGCCUUGAUGCUAACUCUUAAAUUAAGAAAAGGAAAAAAAAAACCCAAAAGACUACAUAUUAAAUAACAACCUUCUAAAAUGUAAAAUUAUGUGCUCAGGGUUCAUGGAGGCAUGCCAUUGACCUUUGUUUUAUGAGGCAAUAUACUGUUUCUGCACCAGGUUAACUAACCGGAAAGAAUUUAGGAAGUCUGUCUGUGAAACUGCAGGUCAAAAUUGGUAUCCAGAAGACCCCAAGAGAGUUAAGCCACGAGUGUGUGAACCAUGCAAAUUACUGAGUUAUUUCUGAAUGCCACAUAAGUCAGCUACACUUACUGACAUGUCCAUAAAGUUAUUUUCUUUAACGGUGUGAUCUGGAGAGUUUGGUGCCGAAGGCAGAGGGGCACUGAUGGAGACCGUGCCCUAGAGGAACCGAUUGGGUCUCCUCCUGCCAGCACACCCUAUGCCGAGCGACCAUGCCCUUUCCUGAGAGGAGCAGGUGGGAAAGUUAAUGCUCAUCUGCCGAGAUUCCUGGCUCUGGCACAAGCCCGGCUGCCCCUGGCAAUGCCUCUCUUCUUCCUGGAGACCAGUUUCAAAGUUUAGUCUUCCCCCUCCACAGUGUGGGAAGCGAGCUUUCUGUUUCUUGAAGGUUCCAAGUCGCGAGAAAAAAGGCGGGAAAUAAACACAAGCGAGGCCUCCAAGCGGACCGAGUAAGAGGCGGUCACGUGACUCGCCGCGCUGCCUGCUGGGAGCUGUGCGCUGGAGCGCCUGCGCAGAGGAGCACGAAUUCUUCGCUGUUUUGCCGUUCUGAGGCGGCAGGUCGUGGCCGAAUCUCCGAUCGCGAGUGGGACAAGAGGUUUGGGCCUCCAGAGUAUAAUGGCAAACCACCUCGUAAAACCUGAUUCUAGAAACUGCAAGAGGUCAAGAGAAUUGGAGCCUCAGGUGUCAGGUAGUCCACAGGUACCCUCGCUUGGAAAAUUGGAUUCUUCUUUCUCUGAAUGUUCUGGACUCCUUUAUAAAGAGGAAACCCUGGAGAAGGAUUUGAGUGAUAUGAGCAAGGAAAUUGAUCUGAUGUUGUCUACAUAUGGAAAGAUUUUGAGUGAGAGAGCAGCUGUAGAUGCGUCUUACAUUGACGAACUAGAUAGACUCUUCAGAGAAGCCAAUAUUAUUGAAAAUUUUCUGAUCCAAAAAAGAGAGUUCCUGAAGCAGAGGUUUGCAAUGAUUACCAACACACUGCAAAAGUAAAGUGCCCAUACUCACUGAAAGUUGGUCCCUAUUAUUGCUAUAUUCUACUUGUUAAAGAACAUAUAUGAAAUAAACUGUAACUUUCUAAAUUUAAAAGGGAUUUUAAUAUGAACAGUAAUAUAAAGCUUGUAAUCUUUAUUUUGAGGGUUGAAUAUUUGGAACAUUAUAUAAAAAUGUAAAUUAAAAAUUAUAUGCGUUAUUUUUUCUCCUUUACUCCUAAAUUGCUUAACUCUUCUUAAAUUGUAAAAGAGGGCUCUGUUAAUUUGAUUAUGCCUAACAAUAUUUGUUUAAAUAGCAGCUAAUUUUGGAGAUAGUUUUCUUGGUUAGUAUUAUAAAAGAACUUAAACAUUAAAGGUCGUUUGUCCAGUUUUUCAACAUAUAAUAAAAUAUAACUAUGUGCUGCUGCUAUUUAAUA
Myodes glareolus (Bank vole) is the source of this 1640-nucleotide messenger RNA. RefSeq names its product testis expressed 12 (gene Tex12). The record is from RefSeq and is a predicted model, not a curated record. NCBI's taxonomy places the organism in Eukaryota, Metazoa, Chordata, Mammalia, Rodentia, Cricetidae. Gene Ontology annotation, biological process: synaptonemal complex assembly. Gene Ontology annotation, cellular component: central element.